CAAAGAACCAGCAGUAAGCUACUUAUGUUAUGAAUAACCAAGAAUAUUGCUUUUUGUUAAACAAGGACACUAUUGUGCUCCAUUACUUAUGAAUGUGAUAUGAGCACUCCUAAGGUCUCUCUGGCUAAAUCUGUGUGUAAAUUCUAGUUGUCAAUUAAGCUCACAAUAAUUUGUACAAAAAUUGCGGAUUGGAAAAUUUAUCAAAAAUUCACACAGAAGUUGGCUAUGCUGCUUUACUAAACAUUAACCACUAAUUCAGCUUAAUUUCUAAACUUCUAGAGCUUAUUUACUUAAAAAUAGUUGCAUUUUAGUGAAUUCUUGCUUCCACCAUUAUUUAGAUUUACAGACUUGGAAAAGGUGAAGCCAUUCUUCCAUGGAUCAGAGAGUGAACAAGAAGCUAUGUCUAAUAAAUCUUCUGAAGAAGACUCCAAGAAGUCAAAUAAGCCAGAUACACAGAAAAAGUCUAUCGAACUUCAUAGUGUGAAUGAAAAUUCUUCCAAAAUCUUGGAAAACGCAUGGAAGUUCGACACAAAAGAGAUCCAAAGACAAAAACUCAGGAAAUAAGCAAGUCAAAAAAGCCUUCAAUAAGAGGUUCAUCAAGAAGAGACCUACUAAAUUACAGGAUAUCCCAGAGACUCGGAGUAAGAGAAGAAGAAAACAUUGAGUUUUACCCAACGUUCGAGAAAAGUCCAAAUGAUUAUGCUAACGUUGAGAAAAGUGUAUCCUCAGACUCUUCAUUAGAGAAGGAGAGUGUUGGACCCCUCCAAAAAGGGUCAGGGAAUAGUUUUAUAAAGCUUUUGCUCAAAAAGAUUAAGAUCGAAGGAGAUAUUAAGAAAUUCAUGAAGUCAAUCAUCACCAAGAAUUAUGCUGACACUCAAGAGUACAACCCAAAGUUCAACUUUUUACGGUGACUGAAAGUCUUCAUUUAUCAUAUGGGAUGGUUCUGUUUUGGCUAUCUCUUCGGAUUGGUCCUCAUAUUGAUCGAAGGAAGGAAUCUUACAAAGAACAUGGGGUUCCUGAUUGGGAAACAGGUAAAACUUGCAGCUCCUCAAACAGUAGCCCACUUCUGCUUUCUUUCAUAUUUAGUUUUAACUUUUAUAAUUCCGAAUAAAAGUUGGUAUGGUGACAAUGGGUGGAGAUUCCUAGUUGUAAUAAUGAUGUGAAGAGCCUUUGUUAUCGGAGUCAGAUACGGCUUCAUGUCAAAGAUGCGGUAUAAACUCCUGAAGUCCAAGGCAAAUUUCGACUGGAUCACUGCAGACUUUUUAUUCUUUGGAUGGCUUGAAUUAACACCCAAAACAUUAAGACAAGAAAUUGCAGCAACUAAGGCUAGGAUUGAAAUCAACGAAGAUGAGUUCGAAUUUACAUUCUCAAAAGAUCUUCCAAAGGCUUUAGACAUAAAGCUAUCUAAAGAUGAUUAUUAUGAAGACUCAAAGAAUAACUCUGAAUUCAAAAAUAGUAUCCAUCUUCAAAAACAAAUUAUUAGUAACAAGAGAAGAGCUUCUGAGAUGUCAUUUGAUGAAGAGAUGACAAUGAUUCAUCAGCCAGAAAUUUCCACUCCUCGAAGAGCUAAUUUAAGAGAUUCUAAAAAGUCUAUUAUGCAGAUUUAUGCUAGAUUCAGACCCAAGGAAAAAGUUAAGAAAUCUGAAUCAAUUGUAAGCAGGAAAUUAUUUAAAGGAGAGCCAAUUCUUAGAGAAAUGGGGUUGUUAGAAAGCACUUUGAAUAGUUCCUUUGCACCUCUUAUAGUGAUUGUUAUUGUCAGACUAAUUCUCCCCACACUAUCCAAUCUGAUCGAAAAUGACUUUAAACUGGGCCUACACUGGUACGAAUACAGUCUUAUCGUGUUUGAAUCUAUAAUCAUAAUGUUGAUCUAUGGAGUUAACCUAACCUUCAUGUAUGCUGGAGUGAUAGACUUCAGAAGGAAGCUUUUCUUUAUGAAAAUCUUGAAUAAUCUGAUUUCACCGAACAAAGAUAAGGAUUUCAUAUUUUCAUCAUAUUUUCCGACCCUAAACAUCUGAAGCAUUAGAAAUUUAAAUAGUUGGUUGCUUCUAAGAGAGGCAGCACUAGACCUGGGUAAGAAGUACACUCAGAGAAUAUUCGUGUACUGCUCAGUAUUCAUGUUCUUCUAUCUAUCCUUGUUUGCUUUGAUAGUCCUCUCCUUACUAAGAUUGCUGAGAUAUGACUUUUCCAUCGGGUUUUAUAUCACCGGAACUUUUGAUGUGUUAGUAAUUUUAGGAAUAAUGCUGACCAUUAUCAGAAUGGGAGCGAAGGUGAACAAAUUUUAUGAUAAACACAAGAGAUCUAUUUUAUGGAUUAAGAAACAAGUAUGGAAAGCAAAAACUAACUAUGGUCUUGUUAUUUCACAGAAAUACUGAAGAUAUUUAAAUCAGAAGAAGUUUGCAGAGAUGCUCCAAAGCAUGAAUUUAAAAAGGAACAAAAGAGAAGAAUAUUUCGACAAACUUCUUGAGCAAAUUGACAUCAUUAAGGAGCAAUUGGAGUUCUCCAAAGAGACGGAUCCUUUAAAACUAAUGGGACUGACUUGCUCAGAUCAACUCCUUGCUUCUAUCUACACUGGACUAGCCUCAAUAGCGUUUGCAUUCUUUCAGUCGUUCUAUCUUGAACUGAGAGAGUAAAUCCGGAAUUUUUAAUAUAAUUGAUCAAUAACGUAAUC
Moneuplotes crassus is the source of this 2668-nucleotide messenger RNA. NCBI's taxonomy places the organism in Eukaryota, Ciliophora, Spirotrichea, Euplotida, Euplotidae. The record is from the annotation of a GenBank genome assembly.